AUGAGCAUCAUCAACCCUCCCACACUUGUGCAGCUGGCCAUGCAGGGGCUGCUGAGGAAAGAUGCUUUGGAAAUCUCUGCUCUGGAGAACCUGCCCAUUGAGUUCUUCCCAUCACUGUUCAAGGAGGCCUUUGAUGGCAGACAUACAAAGAUAUUAAAGGCAAUGGUGGCAGCCUGGCCUAUUCCCUGCCUCUCUGUGGGUGUACUGAUGAAGACACCUGAAGUAGAGACAUUGAAAGCUGUGCUGGAUGGCAUAGACAUUCUUGUGAUACAGAAGGCUCAUCCCAGGUGCAAGCUUCAAGUGCUCGACUUAAGGAAUGUGCACCAGGAUUUCUGGGAUGUAUGGGCUGGAGAGGAUGGAAUUGGCUCAGCAGAUACUGUGAGGGAGAAGCAAGUAGCAAAUCGCAUUCAUAGAUAUGCCCAGAGGCGGCGUUUGAAGGUGGUCACUGACCUCCACCUCUACUUCCAGCUGGAAGAACACCAAAUUUACUUAUUGCAAUACCUGAAGACCCCAUUCGAAUCCUUGUCUAUUACUCACUGCCAUCUAUCACAGUCAGAUUUGAAACACUUGUCAUGGAGUCAGAGUCUUUGUCAAUUGAAACACAUAUACCUCAGUGGGAUAGUGUUAUCCAUAUCCCAUCCCACAGGUCUCCAAGUCCUCCUGGAUAAUGUAGCAGACACUCUGCAGACCCUAGACUUAGAGUACUGA
Acomys russatus (golden spiny mouse) is the source of this 708-nucleotide messenger RNA. RefSeq names its product PRAME family member 12-like. Bases 1 to 708 code for a protein of 235 amino acids. The transcript is spliced from 3 exons. Gene Ontology annotation, cellular component: cytoplasm. NCBI's taxonomy places the organism in Eukaryota, Metazoa, Chordata, Mammalia, Rodentia, Muridae. The record is from RefSeq and is a predicted model, not a curated record.